UCUUUUUCAUCUCACUUCAACAUUUCUUUGUGUUCUGUUUCCUAACUGAAAAUUACUGUGAAGUCUUCUUUCCAGUCUCUCUCUCUCUCCCUCUCACGCAUUCCUCCUUUGUGUCUCUCAAGCGAAGAGAUUGCCAAUGGCAUUUAGUAUGACACAUCAGAUCGGGGCCGUCUCGGGGGCGCCGGUACUGGCGGAGUCCGGGAACGUGAUGGGGGAAUCGACGGCGACGGUGAGUGCAUCGGCGGUGUGGAAGUCGCCGGCGGCGAAUUUGAGGUGUCGGGUUCGGAGCAACCAGGGGGCGGAAAUGGAGAGGAUGUCGCCGCCGGUGAGUCCGUGCAGGGCAUCGUCGCCGGUGAUGGGGGGUAUCCGGGCGGAUCUGUCGGCGGCGUGCCAGGCUUUCGAGACGGAGGAGGUGAGGGAGCACCGGGGGGUGGGUGCGGCGGCGAAGGGGAAGGGGGUGCCGGUAUUCGUGAUGAUGCCGCUGGACAGCGUCACGAUGGGGAACACGGUGAACAGAAGGAAGGCGAUGAACGCGAGUAUGCAGGCUCUGAAGAGCGCGGGAGUGGAGGGGGUGAUGAUGGACGUGUGGUGGGGAUUGGUGGAGAGAGAUGCGCCGGGGGAGUACAACUGGGGAGGCUACGCGGAGCUGCUGGAGAUGGCGAGGAAGCACGGCCUCAAAGUUCAGGCGGUCAUGUCCUUCCACCAGUGCGGCGGCAAUGUCGGGGACUCUUGCACGAUUCCUUUACCAAAGUGGGUUGUGGAAGAGAUCAACAGAGACCCAGACCUCGCAUACACAGAUCAAUGGGGGAGGAGGAAUUACGAAUAUGUAUCCCUGGGUUGCGAUUCUCUUCCUGUCCUCAAGGGCCGGACCCCCGUCCAGUGCUAUUCAGAUUUCAUGCGGGCCUUCAGAGACAAUUUCCACAAUCUUCUUGGUGACACCAUCGUGGAAAUUCAAGUCGGAAUGGGUCCUGCAGGCGAGCUUCGGUUCCCUUCAUACCCAGAGCAGAACGGCACAUGGAAAUUCCCUGGAAUUGGGGCCUUCCAAUGCUAUGACAAGGUAAUUAAAACUGUUUCUGCGUCUAAUUUUUGUUCUUCAGAUGAUGCUAUUUUGAUCAAGUGUGUGUUUCCUCCUCUGCUCUUACAUUGUUUUCGUGUUCAACAUGAUGUGAUGCAGUACAUGCUCAGUAGUUUGAAAGCUGCAGCUGAAGCUGCUGGUAAGCCAGAGUGGGGUAGCACCGGCCCCACAGACGCUGGACAUUACAAUAACUGGCCAGAAGACACCCAGUUCUUCCGCAAGGAAGGUGGGGGAUGGAAUAGUCCUUAUGGCGAAUUCUUCCUCACCUGGUAUUCGCAGCUGCUCUUGGAGCAUGGUGACAGAAUACUGUCGUCAGCAGAGACCAUCUUCCACAGCACGGGGGUGAAGAUUUCGGUUAAGAUCGCAGGCAUUCACUGGCACUAUGGAUCCCGGUCUCACCCACCGGAGCUCACUGCCGGAUAUUACAACACUCGUUUCAGAGAUGGGUACCUGCCGAUAGCGCAAAUGCUGGCACGCCACGGAGGUAUAUUUAACUUUACUUGUAUAGAGAUGCGGGAUUAUGAGCAGCCGCAAGAUGCCCUUUGUGCGCCGGAGAAGCUUGUGAGGCAGGUGGCUCUGGCAACUGGAGAAGCACAGGUCCCCCUGGCAGGGGAAAAUGCAUUGCCUCGGUAUGAUGAUCAAGCACUUGAGCAGAUCAUACGAUCCUCCACAAUGAACACGGAAGACAGGGAGAUGUGUGCAUUCACAUACCUGAGGAUGAGCCCGAACCUGUUCCAGCCGGACAACUGGAGGCGUUUUGUGGCGUUUGUGAAGAAGAUGAGGGAAGGGAAGGAGGUGGAGAGGUGUAGGGAGCAGGUGGAGCGGGAGGCUGAGCACUUUGUGCACGUUACUCAGCCCUUGGUGCAGGAAGCUGCGGUUGCUCUCAUGCACUGAAGGGCAUUCUUUACAUUACUCGCUGGGAGGCUUUUUUACUUGGCCAUGCUUUCUAUAGCUGCAUUUUACUCUUUCUUCAUUUAAAAUGGUAAAACAUUGGAUGUUUGGGGUUUGGGGAUGGGUUUGUACGUUUGUAUUUGUAAUAUGACAGGUUCAUAUAUAUAAUAUUUGCGAGUAUAUAUUUUUGUCUGCCAA
Molecule: messenger RNA, 2164 nt
Organism: Malania oleifera
Lineage: Eukaryota; Viridiplantae; Streptophyta; Magnoliopsida; Santalales; Ximeniaceae
Product: beta-amylase 1, chloroplastic
Exons: 3
Coding region: 137-1969 (610 amino acids)
Biological process (GO): polysaccharide catabolic process
Molecular function (GO): beta-amylase activity
Source: RefSeq, a predicted model, not a curated record